This is a messenger RNA of Aphanomyces astaci, 297 nucleotides long. RefSeq lists its product as hypothetical. The transcript has a single exon. The record is from RefSeq and is a predicted model, not a curated record. Bases 1 to 297 code for a protein of 98 amino acids. NCBI's taxonomy places the organism in Eukaryota, Oomycota, Saprolegniomycetes, Saprolegniales, Verrucalvaceae.
AUGUCUUGCUGGCGUCACCCACUGGAGAACCUCGGGGUUCUAGUAAUUCUACUGGCGUGCGCGUGGGGCUUUGUGGUGACCAGUUCCGCCUCGUCUACAGUUGCACCUCCUUCGACGUCUCUCCACGUGCUUCACCCUCCCCAUCCCCCCCCCCUGCCCACCGCACCAUCCUCCCCAUCAUCAUCAUCAUCUACCAACUCGCCCUUGGAAGUUCUAGUGUCACAAGUGGCAGCGUUACGCCGCGAUAUGGCCGACUUGCGCGCACUCAUCAAGGACGUUUGUGUCCAGCAUACAUAG